AUGAAGAGAGCUCUUUUCCUCACUGUCUGCGGCUCAGAAGUUUUUGAGACAGCUAGGGCUCUUGCGGCUCCACUUGCGGUGCAGGCUGCACCUUGGGACACACUGACUGAGAAACUCAAGGGACACUACACACCCAAGGUGUCCAGAAUUGUUGCCCGUCACGUGUUCCAUCAUCGAAUCCAAACUGAGGGGGAGACAACCAGUGAAUUCUUAUCGGCCCUCAGGAAAGCUGCAUACCACUGUGAAUUCUGGGACUUGGACGAUGCCCUGCUGGAUCGAAUCGUGUGUGGUGUGAGGGACGAGAAACUACAGUGCCAUUUCCUUGCCAAGUCCAAUCUCACUCUCAAACUUGCCAUCAAGGAAGCUCAAGCCGCAGAGGCAGCGAAACAGUCAACAGCGGAGAUCCUCAAGGCCAACAGCUCAACAAUUUCAAAGAAGCCAACCUCGGUCCACCAUGGAGAGAUCAGCGAAUCUGAGGGCUGCUCAGAUGAAGAGGAUGAUGUUUGCCGCAUCAAGCAGGAACGUGGAAAGGUCAAACGGCGAACGAUGGACCAAUCAGACUGCGGGUUGCGGUGGCAACCACCCUCGGUCCAAAUGCAGUUUCAAGGACGCCACCUGUCGGCGUUGUUCGCAUAA
Messenger RNA from Podarcis lilfordi (Lilford's wall lizard), 636 nucleotides. The record is from the annotation of a GenBank genome assembly. NCBI's taxonomy places the organism in Eukaryota, Metazoa, Chordata, Lepidosauria, Squamata, Lacertidae.